Anopheles cruzii is the source of this 617-nucleotide messenger RNA. RefSeq names its product gonadal protein gdl (gene gdl). Bases 6 to 608 code for a protein of 200 amino acids. NCBI's taxonomy places the organism in Eukaryota, Metazoa, Arthropoda, Insecta, Diptera, Culicidae. The record is from RefSeq and is a predicted model, not a curated record. The transcript is spliced from 3 exons.
GUAAAAUGGCCAGCGAUUCAGAGGAACGCGAAAUCAUCUCGCAAGAUUCGCUUACGGAAGAUUCAUCGGCUGCACAAACAAUUGAUCCGUACCAUAAUCAAGAGUACCUGCAGCGGAAGCUUUAUUUCUUGUUGGAAAAUCUAAAAAAGAUGCACACAAACUUACCAGAGCAAUACCAAAUGCGGAUUUCCUUCGAAUUAUUGGCUGGAUUGGCAAAUACCUUGCUAAAUGAUACCAUCUUUGAAAUCGCCAAAGGGCUGAUGGAAAUACAGCAUGUGACCGAGGCGCAUUUAAUGCAAGUGCGGGAAAAGGUAGAAAAUGAUCAUCAGUUGGAAGUAAAGCAGUGGGAGGCUAAAAUACAGGAUCCGGAAGAACUGCAACACAUCAUUGCCCUAAUGAAGAUAAAACACGGGAAGAAUAUGAAAGAAACGGAUAUGAAGCUAGUGCUACAUUUGGAUCAAAAAGUGAAAGACCAGCAAUCAACCCUGGAAAAAGCAGGUGUUCCUGGAUUCUACGUGACGGAUAAUGUGAAGGAAAUCAAGAUACAAAUGUAUCUUCUUGAUUUCAUUUUACGCUUAAGCCGCCUGAAAUUCGAACCAAACAAAUAGAAAUAGCCA